Lucilia cuprina (Australian sheep blowfly) is the source of this 1677-nucleotide messenger RNA. Its product is annotated as ATP-dependent DNA helicase pif1-like. NCBI's taxonomy places the organism in Eukaryota, Metazoa, Arthropoda, Insecta, Diptera, Calliphoridae. The transcript has a single exon. The coding region runs from base 1 to 1677 and encodes 558 amino acids. Gene Ontology annotation, molecular function: DNA helicase activity. The record is from RefSeq and is a predicted model, not a curated record. Gene Ontology annotation, biological process: DNA repair; telomere maintenance.
AUGUUAAUAAAUUGCCACCUUUCAAAUGCUCUUAGUUUAUGGGAAAAAUAUAAAAAUAAUCUUUCAGAAGACAUUAAAAAUCAAAUGGAAAACAAUUCUCAAAAUAUCCCGCUAAAUAUAAAUGAAGUAUACAACAAAUGCCUAAUACAAAUUGAAGAUAUAAUUCUUUCAUUAGGUGGUGAACAGUUAGAAAAAUAUGGACUUCCCCAACCGCUAAGAGAAAAUAAUGCUAAUUUCCAUCGAGAAUACUUUAUCGAAACAAACUAUGAUAUCGAAAGUUUAGAGAGAAAUGUUAUAAAUAAAGAAAAAACUCUUACAAAUGAGCAAAGAAAUAUAUAUAACCAAAUUAUCCAUAGUGCCGAAAAUAACUCAGGACAGGUAUUUUUCCUCGAUGCACCUGGAGGUACCGGAAAAACAUUCCUAAUAAAUCUACUACUUCAAAAUAUUCGGAGUCACAACAAUAUUGCGUUAGCCGUUGCAUCAUCUGGCAUUGCUGCAACAUUAUUGGAUGGCGGAAAAACAGCCCAUGCAACAUUUAAACUACCUUUUGAUUUUAUGCACCACGAAACUCCAGUGUGUAAAAUAUCAAAACAAAGUCAUUUAGCACAGAUAUUAAGGGAAUGCCAGUUAAUUGUAUGGGACGAAAGCACAAUGAUGCACAAAAAUGGAUUUGAUGCUUUAAAUAGAUCUCUUCAGGACAUAAGGUCAAAUGAUUGUUUAAUGGGAGGUCUAACUAUUCUAUUAGCUGGUGAUUUCCGACAAACUCUUCCUGUAGUGCCCAGAGGAACUAGAGCUGAUGAAGUAAAAGCAUGUUUAAAAUCUUCAUAUCUAUGGCAACUCACCAAAAAACUGUCUCUAAAACAAAAUAUGCGCGUGCAUUUAAUGGGAGAUGAAUCGGCUAAAGAAUUUUCUAAAAUAUUAUUGCAGAUUGGAGAUGGAAACUAUAACGAAGUACAAGGAAAAAUUAUUAUACCAUCAAAACUUGGAAUCGUGGUAAAAACAUUGGAUGAACUCAUAUCCCAAAUAUAUCCAGAUAUAAGAAAUAUAAAAAAUAAAUCUAAUGAUUGGUUCUGUGAACGUGCUAUUUUAACACCAAAAAACGAAAAUGCUACGAAUAUUAAUAAUACAAUUCUUGAAUCCUUCGAUACACCUGAAAUGCAAUAUGUUUCAAUAGAUUCUGUUGAAAAUGUGGAAGAUGCAGUAAACUAUCCCGUCGAGUUUCUUAAUUCAUUAAAUCCACCAGGAUUUCCUGCUCAUAAAAUUACACUGAAAAUUGGAACCCCUGUUAUAUUAUUACGAAAUUUUAAACCACCGAAAUUAUGCAACGGAACACGCUUAAGAAUAAAAACUCUUCACAGAAACGUCAUUGAGGCCACAAUAAUAACUGGUUGUGGUCAAGGUGAAUCCACGUUUAUUCCACGCAUUCCCUUAAUUUCCAACGAUUACCCUUUUAACUUCAAACGACUGCAAUUUCCAUUAAAAUUGUCAUUUGCUAUAACGAUUAACAAAUCUCAAGGACAAUCGUUAAAACUUGCAGGUAUUGAUUUACGUGAAAGUUGUUUCUCUCACGGUCAAUUCUACGUAGCCUGCUCACGAGUAAGUUCACCAAAAAACCUUUAUAUUCUUACUCCUAAUGGAAAAACCUCAAAUGUAGUCUAUAAAGAAGUACUUCGAUAA